Etheostoma cragini (Arkansas darter) is the source of this 2662-nucleotide messenger RNA. It is a transcript of the gene maco1a, whose product is annotated as macoilin 1a. Gene Ontology annotation, biological process: neuronal signal transduction. The transcript has 11 exons. Gene Ontology annotation, cellular component: rough endoplasmic reticulum membrane. The record is from RefSeq and is a predicted model, not a curated record. The coding region runs from base 191 to 2233 and encodes 680 amino acids. NCBI's taxonomy places the organism in Eukaryota, Metazoa, Chordata, Actinopteri, Perciformes, Percidae.
UCAAGGGGACGCAGCUUGUCGUGAAAAGGGGAGGGCCUUCGGGGGACUGUUUUUAUUUAUUUCUUUGUUUCAUGUGCAUAAAACAACAACAAUGGUGGAUAAUUGAAGAAGUGUGAAUAUAAGGAUGAGCGAAUGACAUUUCCAGUUCCAGUUACCAGACCGAUAUCACAAGUGAAUCAACAGGGGGAGGAUGAAGCGGCGCAAUGCGGACUGCAGCAAACUCCGACGGCCGUUAAAACGGAACCGAAUCACCGAGGGUAUAUAUAGCAGUACCUUCCUGUACCUGAAGUUCCUGGUAGUGUGGGUUUUAGUUCUGCUGGCCGACUUUGUGCUGGAGUUCAGGUUCGAGUACCUGUGGCCUUUCUGGCUUUUUAUUCGCAGUGUCUACGACUCCUUCAGAUAUCAGGGACUGGCGUUCUCUGUGUUCUUUGUAUGUGUGGCGUUUACGUCCGACAUCAUCUGCCUCCUCUUCAUCCCUGUCCAAUGGCUGUUUUUUGCUGCCAGCACCUACGUAUGGGUCCAGUAUGUCUGGCACACAGAAAGGGGAGUCUGUCUACCCACUGUAUCGCUGUGGAUCCUUUUUGUGUACAUCGAAGCGGCCAUAAGGUUCAAAGAUCUGAAGAACUUUCACGUAGACCUGUGUCGACCCUUUGCUGCUCACUGCAUCGGCUAUCCAGUGGUGACUCUGGGCUUCGGCUUUAAGAGCUACGUUAGCUACAAGAUGCGACUUAGGAAACAGAAGGAAGUGCAGAAGGAGAAUGAAUUCUACAUGCAGCUCCUACUGCAGGCCUUACCGCCGGAGCAACAGAUGCUGCAGAGACAGGAGAGGGAGGCAGAGGAAGCUGCUUUAGCUAAAGGGAUCUCCGAGGUGGAACCCACAGUUAUAUCCCAAAACGGAGCACCUCCCGGAAAGAAAAGCACUUCAGUCCCGCUACCAGAACUGGAGUACCGGGAAAAAGGGAAGGACAGUACUGUUAAAGAGCGUGAGGGCAAAAAGCAAAACACAAUCGGUAUCAAUAACAACACUAUUAUACACACACUGGACUCCAAACUACAGGAGACAGAGUACAUAGAGAACUACGUGGGGGCCAAGAGACUGAAUAACGACCUGGCAGGAGAGAACACACACGCCGAUGGCAACACCAACACACACUCUGCUCCUAAAGAGGAAAUUGGGGGGACAGGGAAGAACUGCAAAAAUGGCAGCGGAGGCGGGGGCAACAUUUCCAACUCGUCUCCACGGAAUCACAGUUCUUCAAAUGGCAGCGUGCCGCCAGGUCCCUCGAGCAAUAGGAAUGAGAAGAAGCAGAAGGGGGCAGGGAAGGGGCAGAAGGACCCAGUGGAGAACUGCAUCCCCAACAACCAGCUGGGCAAGCCGGACGCUCUUGUACGGCUGGAACAGGAUGUAAAGCGACUGAAGGCAGACCUUCAGGCCAACAGGCAGUUGGAGUCGGAGCUGCGGAGUCAGCUUUCCUCUCUGAGCAGCCAGGACCGCAGCCUGCGCUCUGAACUGGGCCAGCUCCGCCAGGACAACGAGCUGCUACAGAACAAGCUCCACAGUGCUGUCCAGGCCAAGCAGAAGGACAAGCAGACCAUCUCCCAGCUGGAGAAGAGGCUAAAGGCCGAGCAGGAGGCUCGCGCCCUGGCUGAGAAACAGCUGGCCGAGGAGAGGAAGAGGAAGAAGAUGGAGGAAGCCACUGCCGCCAGAGCCGUAGCAUUAGCUGCUGCCACCAGAGUGGAGUCGACCGACUCUCUGCGUGGUCGCAUCAGAGAGCUGGAGACGGAGUGUAAGAAGCUCAGCAUGGACAUGAAACUUAAGGAGGAGCAGAUUAGGGAUCUAGAGGGCAAGUGUCAGGAGCUGCGGAAGUAUAAAGAGAAUGAGAAGGACACCGAGGUGUUGAUGUCAGCGCUGUCGGCCAUGCAGGAGAAGACCCAGCACCUGGAGAACAGCCUGAGUGCUGAGACCAGAAUCAAACUGGACCUCUUCUCUGCACUGGGGGAUGCCAAGAGGCAGCUGGAGAUAGCACAAGGCCAGAUCCACCAGAGGGAGCAGGAGAUCGCCGAGCUGAAGCAGAAGAUAGCCGAGGUGAUGGCAGUGAUGCCCAGCCUGUCCUACUCGUCAGACGGCAGCAACCUCAGCCCCGUCACCCCGCACUACUCCUCCAAGUUCAUGGACAAUAGUCCCUCCUCCCUGGACCCCAACGCCUCAGUCUACCAGCCCCUCAAAAAGUGACUCGGAGAUCUCCACUUUUAGUCAGACAGAACUUUGUUUCUUGCUUUCCUUUGGUGAAGCACUCAGUUCCGGUGUGGGUUAUUUGUGAGUUUACCCACCCUUGACAGUUUUUACAUUCUAAUGUACGACACACACACAGGACACACAACCCCUCCACCCCUACUUAUUUGUAUUUGGCUCCUUUUUUUUUGUUCUAUUCUGUGAACUAUUCUUUUGAGAGGGUUGUGUACAAUAUGACUUUUUUUGUGUUGAGUUUUGGGAUUUAGCCAUUGGACAGCGUGGUCUGUUUGAAUGGGAGAAAGGAACACACAAUCCAGUUGGCCAAGGGCCCCCAUGCAUCACUUCAUGUCCGUCUGUCAUGUCCUGACCCCCCCGAGCCAUAUCUAAUUCUAUAGUGAAGGUUUCAUUUAAAAACAAUUGGCUUUUCCC